This is a messenger RNA of Drosophila biarmipes, 2982 nucleotides long. RefSeq lists its product as uncharacterized. Bases 341 to 1468 code for a protein of 375 amino acids. NCBI's taxonomy places the organism in Eukaryota, Metazoa, Arthropoda, Insecta, Diptera, Drosophilidae. The record is from RefSeq and is a predicted model, not a curated record. The transcript is spliced from 2 exons.
GUAAAGUUAUUUCUGUAGGAUACACAUUGUUUUUUAAAACUUUCUAGGGGCUUUCAAUUAUUUUGCAGCUUUGAGUCAAGCUGCAGGUUCUUUCCCGCAGCCCUGAGGCGUCCGCAGGUCACCCAGAUACAUCGAUUCGACAUGCCGGGCGACACUGGCGUCGUCGUCAAGUCAAACAGAAGCGGCAGUGAGGCGUCAACUGGCAAAGCAACCAGUCAUCCGCCGGCGACGAGGAAGAGGACAACUCAGCACCCGAAGCAAACGCUGGAACAGGCUUUUGUUUAUCCGAUUAAUAUGCACAGGAUUUAAUUAGCCAUAGAAUCCGGGCGAGCAGCGGGGAAUGCGACCCAUUUGGGAGUCGGCCAGCAGGCCGCUGUUUGUGCGCUCCGUGUGGCAGGAGACGAUUGGCAGACGCCACUUCAUCCUCGACUACGAGCCGCGACAGAGGCAGCGCUGGAAGCGCCAGAAGACGAGGCUGAGGGGCAACGACCAUCAGACGCUAUCCUGCGAUUUCUAUGAACCGUCCCCGGAGGAGAGUGUAGAGUAUCUGGACGAAUACCUCCUGCUGGACGCCACCAAACUGACGCUGCAACAGCAACAAUCGAUGACCACUGUGGGUGGGCGGCCAGGCGCCGCCCCCUCGACGGGUGGAGGUUAUCGGGGAGAGCAGCGGCACACCAGCCGCCAAUCGAAACGCCGCGCAUGGCUGCUCAGUCGCGGGCGAACCUAUAACCUGGACCAUAUGGACCAUCAGUCGCGGCGCAGUUCUCUACAGGACGCAACCAGCACGUUGGCCACGACGUCCAAUAAUCCCGAGGAGCGUCUGGCUGAAAGGGUGCUUCAUUGGCUGGACCUGGCAGGUCGCACGGAUAUAGUGAAGGAGAAAGCACCCACUCCUCCGGCGACCAGUAGUGCCCACUUGGUCAGGUCCGCUCAAAGGAUGCAGCGAAAUCACCACCGCAGCACGAGUCUCAAGCGGGUGGCAGUUGCGGCAGCGAAUCACCAGAGAUCGGUGGCAAGAAAGCCGACUGCCAAGCCGCCGCCCGCCGUUCAGCCGGCUAGCAUCGCCUGCUCGUCCGCCUCCAAUGCCAAUGCCAAGCCCAUAACCAUAAUCUUCAACAAGGAGGGCGUGCCCGUGCGUCUCAACAGAGCCGCCCGCAACAUCGACCUCUGCACCCUAAGCAGCAGUGCCAGCACCACGAGAAGAUUGGCGGGUCAGCUGGCCUCGGCCCGCCUAUACAGCGGAGCCACUGCAUCGCCUCUGCCGGAGGACAGCCGCACGCCGCCGCUCAGUAGCCGGGGAAUCGGGUCAUCCGCCGCCGCGGACAGCCGGAAACAGCUGCACAUCUUCAUGCCUAGUCUGCCCAAGAAAGGUCUGCUGGCAGCGGGUUCCACGACGGGCAGUGGCAUGGGCGGAUCUGGCGAGGAUGCCCUGAGCGCUACCUUCAGUGAGCUGUGCCAGCUGUAGACUAAAAUUUAGAAAGGGGAAUAGGAAUAUGUAGGAAAAUAGGUCCAAUCUUUAAAGUUUGUAAUAGAUCCAAUAUUUCGCGAUAAGUAAAGGAGUUUUCCUAAAAUGACGCAUAUUCCUUGGAUUAUUUGACUUUACUUGUGUUAGAAGAAUCCUAUAGAAUCCUAUUUUCCAAUAUUUGCUAUUAUAUGUAUGCUAAUUUCAGAGAACGGAAAUUUCUAUACUGUUAAUUGUAAAUUAAAAGGAUUUUAGGUUUUUUGUUUAAAAAUAAUCUUAACUACCGCCUUUCCUUUUCUUACAACAAGGGUUCACUGACACUCACGUGGUUAAUGCGGUUAAUUUGGAUAACUACCACUCAUACUAUCUUAAGACCAAAAGAAAAGUUUUCGCUUGAAAGGCAACCGCGUUUUAUUUAUAGGUUCGAAAGCAAAAUAAGCCCGGAGAAGUGGUUCAGUAGUCUGUACUAGGGAAAGCAGAACAAAGAAAGCCGAAAUUAGUCCUAUAAAUACGAAAAACCAAUAAAUGAAAAAUUUGUUUUCGAAUGUGAGACAGUCUUAAAGCUCCUUACAUUACGGAAAUGUACUUAGAAUGACAAGGAAAAGCCGAAACUCUAAAAAUCAAGGGUUGCCCCUAAUAAAUUUCUUUGUGGGUAAAGAAAGCUAGGGUGUUUCUUGGGCUACGGACCGCUUAAUAACAUCGCACAAGCUUUUCUUGGUUUUAUUGAUUUUCGUUUUGUUUCGUUGCCAUUGAAAGUUUCUUUUAUUUGCUUCUUUUAUCGAAUUGAAAGGUUUAUUUUUGGAUUACCCCGAAAAGUCGGCGUCCUGGGCCACGCCCACUUUCUUUUGUUUUGAUUUCGGUUCCGACUUCUUCAUUGUUGAUUUUUGCUUUUUUUCAGUUGGGGCGGAUCUGGCAGUUCCCCAGCGGAAGGAGUGUAAUCGAUGUAAUGGUGGAAAUAUUGCAUGUUUAACAAUGGAACAAAGUUAAAGUUAAAGUUUUGUCCUAAUGAAUGUGGUAAUUUUGCGUAGAAUGGAGGGAAUCCAGGUUGGGACGGACGGAAAUGAAGCAUAACUUAAUAAGACUCAGCAAAUAAAAAAUACGACUCUUAAAAACAUUUUGACGUUCGCAAUACGAUAGCAACUUUAGAAAAGUGCACUUCUAUUGGAAACGUAAAUAGAAACCAAAUGACAUUUAAGAUUCAAUUUACGAGAUAGAGAUUUGAAAAACAAGUGUUUAUGCCAACUACCUAUGGAUAUUCGCCCUGCUAACUAUUUUAUGGGGCGUAGGACAGCCAACGUACGCGGUCGUAAUCUAAUUAUGGACAUUACAUAUCCAUCAGUCUAAUGGGGUAACAACUGUCAGCCGUUGCGAAGGAGAUUCCCCGGAUAUCCGUCAAGCGUCAUGCAAGCAACACCCAAAUCUAAACUAUCUGCCUGCCACACGUGGCAAGUUGUCGUUGUCGUCGUCACCGUAUUAUUUUAUGACUGACGCGUCGGAAUUUAGAUUCGUUUUCGAUA